GAUUGUAUCCGAGCCUUCUGCUCACCCGUCUCCCUCAUCCUCCAUCCUUCACUCUCGACCCUCCACGCGGCCUCACUCCCCUCCACUCCACACCCGCCAUGGCCCAACAACAGCAAAACGGCGAGCCCGUCAUGCGCAGGAAGCUAGUCAUUAUUGGCGACGGUGCCUGCGGCAAGACCAGUCUGCUGAGCGUCUUCACCUUGGGUUACUUUCCAACCCGAUAUGUCCCAACAGUUUUUGAAAACUACGUCACUGACUGCAGAGUAGACGGCAAGUCCGUACAGCUUGCUCUGUGGGAUACGGCUGGACAAGAAGAUUACGAGCGUCUGCGCCCUCUUGCAUACAGCAAAGCACACGUUAUCCUCAUUGGCUUCUCUGUCGACUCGCCCGACUCCCUCGACAAUGUCAAGCACAAGUGGGCCGAAGAGGCCCGUGAACGCUGUCCCACCGUCCCCAUUAUCCUCGUCGGCCUGAAAAAGGAUCUCCGCGACGACCCCUUAGCCCAGGAAGAGAUGCGCAAGAAGUCACUGCGUUUCACAACCACCAAGCAGGGCAGUGAUAUGAAGGACAUGAUUGGCGCCCGCAAAUACCUCGAGUGCAGCUCUCUAACCGGCGACGGCGUCGACGACGUUUUUGAAGCCGCUACCCGCGCUGCUCUUCUUUCUGUCGACAAGAAGGAAAACCCAGGAUGCGGAUGCGUCGUUUUAUAAAAAAAACAAAAAAGGAAAAAAGCUGAGCGUUCACUCGCUCGUUACCACGUUUAACCAAGACUUUCUCUUCUUCUUCUUUGUCUCACAACUGACAUAAAAUGCAUUGGGCGGAGUAAAAACUUUUUACAUGGAGUAAAUGUCCGUUUCAUGGAGGUUCAAUUGCCAUAAUCCUCUUAUUUUUUCCCUCAUAUUAUCCAUUUCUUGGCCUUUUGACAUCGUUUUUAAAUCCCCUGUGUUUUUUUGGUUUCUUGCCUGGCGCCUUUUUCUUAGUUCCAUGUUUCCGUUCUGAGCGAGUUUUCUGCUUGUAUUGCUUGUCUCUUUUUUUUGUGUUUAGUAAAGAGAUGGCGAGAGAGAAUGAGAUAUUGAGAGAGAGAGAGAGAUAGAGAAAGAGAAAGGAUGAGGUU
This is a messenger RNA of Bipolaris sorokiniana ND90Pr, 1114 nucleotides long. RefSeq lists its product as uncharacterized. Gene Ontology annotation, biological process: small GTPase-mediated signal transduction. The transcript has 3 exons. Gene Ontology annotation, molecular function: GTP binding; GTPase activity. The record is from RefSeq and is a predicted model, not a curated record. NCBI's taxonomy places the organism in Eukaryota, Fungi, Ascomycota, Dothideomycetes, Pleosporales, Pleosporaceae. Bases 99 to 710 code for a protein of 203 amino acids.